This is a messenger RNA of Aethina tumida (small hive beetle), 2901 nucleotides long. RefSeq lists its product as uncharacterized. Gene Ontology annotation, cellular component: extracellular region. The transcript has 5 exons. Lineage: Eukaryota; Metazoa; Arthropoda; Insecta; Coleoptera; Nitidulidae. The record is from RefSeq and is a predicted model, not a curated record. The coding region runs from base 125 to 1084 and encodes 319 amino acids.
UCUGCUUGCGCCCUAUCGACCACGAGCACGCCGCCGCACCGCCACACUGCGCCACUCCGCCGACCAGUGUACCGCCGAGCGUCGCGACGGCCACGUGACGACGGGAUGCCGUCCACCGUCUACGAUGGAGCUGCCCCGCAUCGCCUCCCAGACCUCGAUUUGUCCGCCCAGCAUCCAGCUGCUGACCGAGUACGGGAAGCCGCGCACUCCGGUCAGCAGGAAGCUGUUGCAGCAGCAGCAGCAACAGCAAGCUGAACCGCAGUUCGCCGUCCUUCCGUCGGCCCACUCCUACCAGCCGAGCAGGAGACGAGAAGAGGCGCGCACCCUCCAGAAUCUGAGGAAGAGGCUGCAGGCUGUCAGGGUGCUCCAGGCCAACAAGCCGGAGCCCAUUGAGGCCCUAUGUGCCAACAACAAUCUCAGUCCGGAGGAGAUUGACAACCGGCCCAAUCUUCUUCAAAAGAUUCUACACAACCGUCCCGUUAGCAUAGUUUUAGACAUUUCCGAAAUUCGAACGGCAUGGCAGGACAGCGACUUCAUCACCGAUUGCCUCUGCUGGCACAACGUCUACAGGCAAAGACACGGAUCACCUCCACUAUCCAUGUCAUCUGAGCUCUGUUAUUUGGCUCAAACGUGGGCGAAUCAUUUGGCCCACACGAAUCGAUUUUACUACAGAAACGACAAAGACAUUGGCCAAAAUUUAUUCUGCAGGCCAGCUAAUUCGAUUGUGCUCGACAUCACAGGACAAGAAGUGGCGACUUAUUGGUACAGUGCAGUUCGGCAAUACGAUUUUAGGAAGGAACCCGAUGUUUUACACGUCAAUGUUAACGCAGGCCAUUUCACCCAGUUAGUGUGGUCGAGUUCCCGCUACUGCGGUUUGGGGAAGGCGACGUCCCGUUCAGGGAAAAUCGUGGUGGUGGCGCACUAUUAUCCCGCCGGAAAUAUAUCGGGCGCUUAUAUGGACAACGUGCUGUCGCCGUCGCAGGCCGAACAUGCCAACCUACCGUUGCCAGCUCCCAGGAGGUUCAUUUCGAGUGGCAGCUCGACAGCUGCCUCCAGUACCACCGGCACCACCGAGAGUGUCUGAGAGUGUAAAAAUGUUAUUGUCGUUUUUGCAUAACUGUUAAUUUUGUAUAAACGAAUCCAAUAAUCAAACCUAUGUGUAAAUUUGAAACACAACAAUAUGUAAUAGUUCCCGUGAAGCUUCGGCAAAAUAGAAAAUCAAUGCAAUGUGCUUAUGAUAGAUAAGAAUUGACGUAGUAGUGAAGUUGUUGGGAAAGUAUAAUGGAUUUUGGGAGUGGUUUUGGUCGUAAAACUUUUGUUACAACCACCGCAUGUUAUUGGAAAAAAUAGUUUAAACCGUUCGAAUUACUUUAAUGCCUUUAAUGGGACUUGUUAUUAUGGUUUAAAUGUUAUAAAAUAAUUGUAGUAUUAAAAAUACAUUAGUUUAAUUGAUUCACUGAAAUCCUUAGUGGCCCAUUCCACAAAGUCGAUUAAACACCCAAUAAAAUAGUAGAUAUUUUUUGACUGAUUAGAGUUUUAGUACAAAUAAUUCUAUAAUAAUUUUAUAAUUAAUAUAGUACAAAUGUAUAUAUUUGUUAGGACUUGUAUCUAAAAUCAUUUUUCCAAACUUCCUUAUUAAACUUUCAAAAUUCGCUUAUAUUGCUUCUCGUUUAAUAUUACAUUUUAAAGGUGAAGCGAAAAGAACGUAAAACUCGGCGAAAACCAUCAAACAGUGCCAAGUUCUUUUCGUGAAUCUGGAUAGAUUACUAAAAACUUAGAACAACGAGGUAAAACUUUGAUGAAGAAGGAAUUAACCAAACAAAGUAUUAAAGCAAUCUUUAGACUUAUCUAAUGCCUAAACAAUCAUGUUAUUAAUACUAGACUUCAAACGACUAGAAUAUCUUUUUGAUACUAGUCACUUCUUACUUAUAUUUAUUCGAAAGCUAACCCAGAAAAUUAGCAUUCUUUGGGGGUGUUUUAGGAAGCAGUAGUUAUUUACCUAUCUAAAAUUUUACAUAUACUGUAGAAUCUUUUUGCACAUUUCUCUAUAAAUCUUGAUGCACUGAACUAUUAGAUAUAAAAACUCAUACACAAAGCCUCGCAUUAAUAUUAUUAGCUUUGCAAUUGUUAAUUUAUUUUUAGAACGUUACGUAAUUUUGCUGUUUUUGGAAUAAUAUAUCAAAUUUUUACGUUAUAUUAUUCCGGAAGCACGUUCAAACCGUCUUCCAAAAGUGAAAUCUGCGUCCGAAAUUAUUAUAAUAUUCAUCGCCUAAUUAGAUAUUAAUUCUUGAAAUUGUUUGCAGUUUUGCAAAUGUAUAAACUUAGUUCUUCCGCCUAAUAUUAUUAUGUAAUCGUUGCGAAGAUUUUUAUUAUAUUUUUGUAAUGAUUUAUACUAUCCAAAAAUAAACCAAUGUGAUAAUUUUUGAAUAAUUUGAAUAAAUGUGAAUAAAAAUUAUAUUAAACUUGCAAUAAAUCGAUGUUAAUGUUCGUUGAUGAAACAUAUGAUGACACUCUUAAGCGGAGUGUCAUCCUAUCGAAUCAUACAGGGUGUUGUAUAUACAAUAAUCAAAUUAAAAUCCAGAUAUUUUUCAUUAAGUUACCGCAUUAAAUACCCUGUGUCUAAUAUGGCAAUCAGUGUUCACAAUCAUAUUCAAACAAGCAUGUGCCUACACGCUUAGCUUUUACCAUAUAGACAUAAGAAACAGCAAAAUGUUUGUUUUGUAAUUUUUAAGGAGUUGAAUUAAGUCCUUAAAUUACAAAAUUUAAGACUGUGAUAUAUAAAUCGUAAAAUGUAAACGCAGUACGGAUGAGGGUUAAAUUUGGUCGGAAUGUUUCCGAGUUUAACGCUCGUUCUAAUUUGUAGUUGUCGUUGUUAUUGGCUGUUACAUGUGAAAUAUAAAU